CUUCAGUAGAUGACGUAUAUAUAGUAAUCGGUACAAAACCGUAAACGCGUAUGGACGUGGGAAGAACGCGGUUCAUUACUUUGUGGUUGCUCGCAGCACUGACAAGCCACUGAACUAGAAUGCCGACGCCGUCUGAGACGUCAACGCGCUCACGUUUGUCGUUGUCGCGCACGACAUCAAACUCAACCACUACACGUACUUCCCUUAAGACGCGUGCACUCUCAAUCACAAGUGAUGCAAGCGGUUGUACGACUGUGAAGCCCGCCAAACUAAUUUCGAAUUCGAAUUCUACUUCAAACAUGCUCUCCACGAUGCCGACGCACUUGAAGCGUCCUGGCACAGGUCCGCCCAGUGCUUUCCCGCGUUCCUUGUCUGCUUCCACUAGUAGCACUACAGGCUCGAAUGGAAAUCGAAGUGUGGUGUCAUCAACCCCAUCUCGAGCACGCGUCGUUUCCGAGACAUCCAUCCCAACUCCAUCCCAUCAACACCGUGCUUCAGUCAACCUCGCCUCUCCAAAACCCGCCAUAAACUUUACAUCUCCGAGUCCCGCAAAGCACAAGAACAAUCCUUCAUCCCCAUCAGUCCGUGUGCUCGCAAGCUCUGCUAAUUCCAAUUCAACAUCAGUAUUUGGGAGCGGCGAAACGGCUUCCCUGACCAGGACCGUCUCCAUGGAGAGUACUCCGACAACUAUACCCCCGUCUUCCGCGCCUAAGCCUCAUUCAAGUAACACACCCUCAAAACCUUCAACAAACACGCCUUUGACCAUUACGCCCUCUAAAUCCUCUCCUCUCGCUCGUACACAGCUACAGCGUACACCAUCAAAGACAUCCAAUAUGACACGAUCCCCUGGAGCAAAAAAUAUACACUCCCCAAGUCCAAAAGUCCGUUCUCCUGGCUCAAACUUCGCAGGUAAAGAGCCUGUCGCCUUGCUGUCCGAAUCGCUCGCCUCGAAAAACGGUAUGGCUGCAAGUGCCAUGGGCGGGACCAGAAUAGGAAGCGUCUUUAAUGAUGGUACCGGGAGUAUCAUCGGUGGUCCUAGACGCGUGAAUGGACGCGUCACGAAUGGUGCCGUGAUCAAUCUGAACGAUGAUACGGGUUUGGAGGAUAUAUGGGAUCAUGAAGAUGACGGGAUGACGUUUGAUAUGGUUACGGAUGUGGAUGGAGAAGGCGAUGAAGAGCUCGACCAAGCCCUUAUCCAAAUUCGCACCCUCCACACUUCCAAACUCCUUGCCUACAAGCGCCUCCUCGAACGCGCGCACGCAAGUAGUGCAGCGCAGGUUUAUCAUCUUCAAGCUCAACUUGCAGAAUUGCGUUCUCAGUCUCAGGCUCAGGCGCAAGGAUCCUUGCAACUGGAUGGGGGUGAGUAUUGUGUUUGUGGUGAGAGGAAGAGGGGGUAUUGGGACGGUGUUAGUUGGGGGAAUGUGGAGGGGGAUGAGACCGCAGAGGGCGGCGAUUUGGUAAAUGCUAUGAAGAAGCUUGAUGAGAGGGCUAUUAGGAGGGCUAUGAGAGGGUUGGGGAGGGAGAAGCGGGGGAGGGUUAUGCAGAUCAUACUCGAGUCAACCCUCCCAGGUGACAUCCCCCUGCAAAUCCUCCUCCUCCAAAAAUACCUCAAAAGCUCAUUCGACAUCAUCGGUUUCCUCGCGCCUGAGCUCGCCCUUCAGAUCUUGAGCAAGUUGAGCGUGAAAGAAGUUGUGAGGGCUGGGUUGGUCUCGAAAAAAUGGUACACCGCAACUCGUCAUCCUGCAUUGUGGAAGUGGCAUUGUCUGCGCUUGACUGCCAAUGAUCCGGUCCGUGUGAGAGCACCAGCGCAGCGUGAGGGAUGGUACCCUCUCUACCGAUCCCUGCACCACCGCGAGUCCAAUUUUGCUCAUGCGCUCCCACAGAGCAUACGUUUCUUGAAUGGACAUACGAAUUUCUGUACGACGUUGUUAUUGAGAGGCAAGCGCCUCAUCUCAGGCUCCUACGACGAAACUAUCCGUUUCUGGGACAUCGACACUGGCGAGAUGAAAAAGUGCCUGCAGGUGAAGAAGCCUGUGAGCUGUGUGGAUUUCUUGGCGGAGGAAGAGGUUUUCGUGGUUGGAUUUCAUGAUGUUGGCCGCGUCCACCUUUUUUCCUCCGUUACAUUCACACCUCUUCAACAACUUGCCGGACACCUCAACGGUAUCCGCGCCGUUGCACUUUCCUCCAAGAACCUCGUCAGCGCGGGCGCUGACAAGGCUCUCGUGUGUUGGGAUUGGCGCGCCGGGACGAAGAUCGUGAGGUUUGGACAGCAGACAACAAUUAACAUCGGUGUGCAGAUUGUCCAAGGGGGCACAGAGGCAGAGGGGGAGCGUGUAGUGGGUGUGACUAUCGAUGGCAUCGUUCGGGUUUUCUCGAUUAAGAGGAGAGAGAUGAUCUCGCAGUUCAAGCUCAAUGAGCUCGGUGGUAGCGACCCUGUGUUGCAUGCGAAGCUGUUUAAUGUGGGCUCUGCACCUAAUAAUAUGUUGCAGUGGUUCGCGGCCAAAGGCUCGCAGAUGACUUGCGCGACUAAAUCCGUGAUCUUGCAUCUGCAAUGGAACGAAGAUGAAGACGAGAGGACUCCUGCCGAGACAACUACAAUGAGCCCUACAUUCACUGGAAGGACUCUUACCUCUCCUACGCCCUCUUCCCUUAACCCGAAAUCACGCGCCGUCUCAUCCCUUAUACGGCCCACGCAGACGUCUACUCCCCAGCGCAGACAGUCUGCACUCGGAGUGAGUACAUCGGGCUUGCCCAAAUCGCGACUUUCGCUUGGGACACCUUCCACGCCUCUCUCCUCCAAUAUCAGCGCAUCUCAAAUUUCUGGUAUAUCACCAUCUCCGCUCUCCCUACUACCUCGAUCUGGCACUCCGCUGUCCCCGAUGGGUGCACCAUUAUCUCCUAUGGGUGCGGUGGGUGCAGAUGGGUUUGCAAUUCGGUUCGGGCGCGCGGCAAUUUUGACUGCACCUCCCAAGCUCGUUGCGCUCGUAGAGACACCUGAUGUUGCUGUUGGCGCAGUGGAUCCUAGGAAGAGGAGGGUAGUUACUGCUACGAGGUUUAGUUCGCGGGCGGGGGCUGAUCGGAGGAUUCUGAUGUCGACGCAUCAAGACAAGGGCAAGAUUGAUGGCCUUGAUGGUCCAUUGGAUGAAGACACGGGGCCUACGACGGACCAUGCAAACCCGAUGUUCUCAUCCCCGACGCCAAGCGUUGAUAUAGAUGCAAAUAUCAUUCCUUUGUCAGGCGCAUGGGAAGCGCAUGCUCAUGCCACACCUGUGGGUAUGAAAGGUCUUCUUGGUCCGUUACCGCCCAAGUUUGCGGGCUUGGCGAUGCCAGAGAAGAAUCCGAUGUCGAUGCAGCUCACACAUGAGGAAGUAGUGGUAGGGUGCGCGGACGGGACAAUUUAUGUAAUGAAUUUCUUGGGGCAUGAGUAUGUGAAGGAGAGGUCUAGGACGGAGGAAGGGAUUGAUGAGGAUGAGGAGAGCAGUGAAGAGGGAGAUGCAUCCGUGGAUAGGAGUCUAAUUUUGGGGACUUGAGAGAUGUCGAAAACUUCACGCAGCCGCACCAAAAGGACAGGCACCAAUACCACACCGAACUAGCAAAGGAAUACCAACUAUUACCGCACGGACUAGAGCAUUCGACAAUUUUGAUCGGCAGGACAGCUACUACGUACCACACUCGUUUUAUACCAUCAACGACUCGUUUAUUUGGAUUGAUAUUAGCGUCAGUUAGAAGAGACAAAUGGCUCUUGAUAUAUAGCUCGUGUUUAAUUUUCUUGCUUUG
Molecule: messenger RNA, 3777 nt
Organism: Suillus fuscotomentosus
Lineage: Eukaryota; Fungi; Basidiomycota; Agaricomycetes; Boletales; Suillaceae
Exons: 13
Coding region: 120-3530 (1136 amino acids)
Molecular function (GO): protein binding
Source: RefSeq, a predicted model, not a curated record